This is a messenger RNA of Tinamus guttatus (white-throated tinamou), 509 nucleotides long. Lineage: Eukaryota; Metazoa; Chordata; Aves; Tinamiformes; Tinamidae. The record is from RefSeq and is a predicted model, not a curated record.
AUGGGGUUCCUGGGCUCGAGUGAUGGGUCAUCUCCAGAUGAAGGAGUUGUAGAAGAUGUGUCUCUAAUAGAUGAGAAAGCGGUGGAGCAGCUCGCUGAAGGGUUAAUUUCUCAUUAUUUGCCUGAUUUGCAGCGAUCAAAAUCAGCUCUAAAGGAACUGACACAGAACCAAGAGGUAUUACUAGAAACAAUAGAGCAAGAGAUUUCAAAAUUCAAAGAAUGUAAUUCCAUUCCUGAAAUCAAUGCCUUGUUUUCAGAAGCUAAGCACUAUCAUAACAAGCUAGUGAACAUUAGAAAUGAAAUGAUGAUGCUCCAUGAGAAGUCCUCAAAGUUAAAAAAAAGAGCACUUAAGCUGCAACAAAAGAGGCAGAAAGAAGAACUGGAACGAGAACAGCAACGUGAGAGGGAACUUGAAAGAGAAAAGCAGUUAACAGCAAAACCUGCUAGGAGGACAUGAAAACAGAGCAUGCAUCAGCUUGUCCAAAUUGUUAAUUUUUGCAUUCUCUGGAA